This is a messenger RNA of Stylonychia lemnae, 3993 nucleotides long. Lineage: Eukaryota; Ciliophora; Spirotrichea; Sporadotrichida; Oxytrichidae. The record is from the annotation of a GenBank genome assembly.
AUGAAAAAGAGAAAUCCUAAUUUGUGCUAAAAUUGCAAAUGCUCUACCAAAGCAAAAUCUAAUAACUUAUAAGCAUCGAGGAGAGCUUGUGAUUGCGAGUCAAAGUCCUCAAAACUUAGCAAAAGCAACAAUUCUAGAUACUCUGAUAAGUCAAACUCACAAACAAGAAAUAUUAGAUAGAAUUCAUAGAACAGAGCUAAUUCACUUAAUAAUCCUAACAUUUUUACUACUUAUGAAUAAAGAUCCCCUAGAAUUAUUAUGGAAACCUCUUCUGGACUAACAAAUUUGAGAAUUGGUGGAGGGGAAUUCCCAAAUAUAUAGAGUGCUAGAAAUCCUUCCUCAUAAACAUUCUUUUCAAAUGACAAUAUAAAUAUGCAUUUAUAGCCUACGAUACUUUAACCUUCAGCUACAUUAAAUUCUUAGCAUUAUGCAAGCAUCAAUUCUCAAAUGGGAUAUGGAACUCCUUAUUAAAUGUAUAAUACCUCCUCACCAUUUAGAUAGUAAACUCAAAAUGAGAAUCUAUACCAGGGUUAAAUAAGAUCUUUUUCCCCAGCUUAAAAAGAAAGUACAUUAACUCCAUCUAAAUAGAUACUUUCUCAUUAUGAUAGAAUAGUUUAGGAAUUUGAACUUUAUUCUAGAUAGAGAGCCUUAAAUUUAAGAGAAGGUCUCAGCAAAAUAAUAGAUGGCCUUAAAACUGAUGAAAUUAUAGCUGCAAUGAGGGAAGACCCAUUAUCAUAAAAUUAUGCCUUCCAAAGAAUGAAAGAAAUCAUUGAUAAUGCUCUGCUUUCAGAAAGUGAGCAAAUAGUUGCCAAUCUCAGAAGUGAAAAUGUUCUCUUAAGAGAAAAAAUUCUCAUUCUUGAGGCUGAUGGCUAAAAGAGGAUAAGUAUUGAUUAGGAGAAAAUCGACAAGAAAUUCAAAACUAUAUAGUCGAGAAAGAAUCAUUACAAGCUGUAACUUAAGCAAUCUUAAACUUAAAUUACCUAACUUUUAGACAAGUUUAAGGAUAUGGAAUUAGAGGCACAGAAACAGUUAAAUGAAUUUGACUAUAAACUUGCACAAAAAGACGGAGAACUUGCCAGAUGUGAGAAGGUUUUAUCAGAAGUAAGAGCAAUGCUCAGUGAAAAAACAAUGAAUCAAAAUCGACUUGAAAAUAACCUUAGUAAUGAGGUUACAGUAUUGAGUGAUAGGAUAAUGAGCUUGGAAAGAGAAAGAAAUGAAAUCAUAGAUAAGUACUAGAAAUAUGGUGAUGAAUUCAAGCAACUCAUGACUCAAGAGUAAAAUCUUACCUCUCAAAAGGUUUGCAAAUAUAAAGAAAAGAUCAAGGAGUUAAAAGAAUCGAAUGAUCGACUCUUGAACAUUCAAAGAGAACUUGAAACACAAACUAGAAGUUAUGUUAAAGAAAUAGAUGAUCAAAGAGUUAGAAUAGAUGAGUUAGUCAAAUAAACUCAGGAAAAAGGCUAUAAACUGAAAGAUGUGGAAGAAAAAUAAAUAAUAUAAGAAAAAGAUUUAUCAAGUCAGCUUAGAGAGAUGAAGUAAAAGUACAAAGCUCAGAUCUAGUAACUUUAAGCAUAAUUUGAGAAGGCUUUGCAAGACAAGUGCCACUAAGUAGAAAAUGAAGCAAGAGAUAAAGUAAUUGCUCUUGAAAAUGAAAAGAAAGAGAUGGAAUUAAGAUUCUUAAACUUACAAUAAACUGUUGAAAGACAUUAAGAAGAAGAUUAGCAAACGCAGAUAGUCUAGUCAAAACAAAUGGAGAAAAAACUUGAAAAAAUCUCCUAGAAAUUUGAAAAAGAGAUUGCUAUAAAACUUGCAGAAGCUGAGGAGUAGUUUAAGGAACUCGAGUCAAAACUCAAGAAAGAUCAUAAAAAUGAAAAGAAGGCCAUAAUUGCAGAACAAGAAUUUAUUCAAUAGUAAAAUCAAGAGGAAAUUCUACAAUUAUAGGAAAGAUAUGAAGGUGAAUUCAGAGAAAUGAGUUAUAAACUAAGAGAGGAAAUAGACAUUUUACAAAAAACCACUCAAGAGCAAAGAAUCAAAAUAGCUGAGCUAACUAUAUUAGUGGACACUAGCAAGGCUGAGGCUGAGAGAUAGACAAAAGAAUGUGAAAAAGUUUAAGCUGACUUCAAGGAGACAGUAACUAUUUAUAAACAAGACAUCAAGAUACUUGAAGAUAAACUUUAAUAUAAGAUCCAAGAGAAUGAUGAUAGAGUUAAAAAUGCUUUAGAUUCAGCCAUGAAAAACCAAAAUCUUGAACAAAUAGCAUCUUAAUACGCUCACGAGCUAGAUAAGAAGCAGCAAGAAAUAUCGAAUCAAAGAGAUGCCUACACAAGGCUUAACAAUAAAUACGAGAAAAUUAUUGAGGAUAAUAAGUUAACUUAGGGAGAAGUAGUGUAGAUUAAAUAGAUCAUAAAUGAAAAGGAUUUUAAGAUUAGUAGAUUAUAAAAUCUUAAUAAGGAAACCUUAUCAAAAGUCAUGCAGUUAGUUAAAUUAUAAUCGAAUAAAUUCAAGUCAGAAGUCGAUUUCUUAAAAAGACAUUUCAAGUCAGAACUUGAAAUGAAUAAGAAGCAAACUGAGUCUUAACUGCUAGCUAUAAUAAGCAAGGCUAGAGAGAUCUCCUAUACUUGGAAGUUCAAACUAGAGAAGCUAUAGUAUCACUAUGAAUAGAAAUUCUAAAAAGAGUUCAAUGCUCGUGAGAUUGAGUGGGAAAAAGUUUGGGAAAAACGUGAAGAUGUGAUUGCUUCGAAGGAGAAGACUAUUAAAGAUUUAGAAGGAGAAAAGAUUAUCAAUCGAGAGACAAUUGCAAGAUUGGAAAUAGAGCUUAAUAACUACAAAGCGUAGCUGAAGUAAACAUAAAAGGAUUUAACAAAGUAAUAUGAAGAGGUAAAGCAAAAACUAGUCAUCAACGAAUAGAAAUAAGUUGAGCUUUAGCAAUCUUACAAAAGAUAAGAAGAAUAGUUGGUAUCCUAAUAGAGAUAGCAAUUGCAUGAAGUCAAAGCUCAGUUGUAGUAAAAGGCAUCUGAGGAAUUAAGAAAACUUGAGGUUUAAAUGAGUGAAUACAGAGAGAGAAACAAGCAAAAGGUGGCUGACUUGGCCUAGCACAUUCAAGAUAAUUAAAAUAAGCAUAGAUAAGAGAUGAUCUCCCUCAAGCAAAUCUAUGAGGAAAAGAUCAAGGUGCUAGAAAUUGACAACGAUGGCAAGUAAAGGUCACUUUAUGAGAUCCAGAACUAACUUAACAUGCUGAGUGUUAAGCAUGAGCAAUUUGUCCGAGACAAUGAUACACUUGAGAAGCAGGUGCUGACUCUAUCUCAAAGUGAAAGAUCCUACUUAGAACAGUUGACUCAAAUUAAAACAAGUCAUGAAAAACUAUAACAUGAAAGAGAUGAUUUAUCCAAAACGAAGACAAUUCUUGAGAAAGAAUUGCACGAAUUAGAUACUUCUAAUAGAACUCUCUAAUUGCAGAUUUACCAAGCUGAGAAGAAACUAUUGCAGCAAAAGAAAGAUCUUAAAUCUAAAAUGAGAAAACUGCAUCAAUCGAAGUAGAGGGAGAUCUAGGAAGUAUAGUUCCUUAAUGAUAUUCUAACGAAUAAUGUGUCUUCUGCAAGUAAAAUGAACAGAAAGGCAUCAAUAGCUUCUCCUGACUUCAAAAGAGAUUUGAACAGGAAUUCCUCUGGGUAUACUCCUAUUUAUAAUACUCAUAGAGGUGAAGUGCAUAGAAUGAACCAUAGCUAAGCUGGCUAUGGAGCUAUUCUGUCUGAGAUUAAUAACAUGAUAGAUCAAAACCAGCUUAGACUAUCAGGCACUAAAAGCCAAGCCUACUUGAGAGAUUCAAGUUCAAAAGUUAGAGUUGCUAAAAUCCUAAACUCUCCAUCUGUUAAUCAACUUAACCCCUCAAUGACUUUUUAUCAUAAAGGCAUUAUGAAAUCACCAUCUAGCAAGAGUUCAACCACCACAGAGAACACUCAUGCUAAUAUGAGAAUCUCAGACCUUAAGCAAUAAUGA